Molecule: messenger RNA, 456 nt
Organism: Meloidogyne enterolobii
Lineage: Eukaryota; Metazoa; Nematoda; Chromadorea; Rhabditida; Meloidogynidae
Source: the annotation of a GenBank genome assembly
UUUAGCGUGUUUGAGAUGCGGGUUCGAGCCCUGCUGGGGGCAAUUGAUUUUUACUGACCGAGACCAGGAUGAGUUUCUAGUUAACAUGAACCUUUUGUGGGAAACUAAACCAUUUUUAUAUUUUUCUUCGAAUUUUAGAUGACUUCAUUCACACGCGCAUUGGAACUUUUCAACCCUUCCAACGGACGUCAUUCUCUUCUUUGCAAACAAUUGGUCAUUUCUUCAUUUUUCCAAGUGCGUAACAACUGCCCUUGGCACCGAAGCAGUUACCAACAAGCAUACUUCCCAUUUAGUGUCAAACACAAAUUAAAAAUGGACAAUAUUAAUCGACUUUUGUAUGAAACUAAAGGAGGAAAACACAUUUUGAUGAGACGCUUGUUGGGAGAAAAACAUUUUAUUACGUGGAAUUGGCCAUCUAAGAAAGCAAAGAAUGAUCGACUCGCUUAUCCUCUUUAA